AUGUAUUAUCUUAAAAUGUUAUUGUUUACCUUUUUAAUAAAUACAUUAGUAUUACCACAUUAUGAAAAUUGUCAAAAUAACCAUUAUAAUAUAAACCUAAUACGAAAUAACACACAAAGAACAAUUAUAAAAUCAAGAUUAUUAGCACAAGCGAAAAAUCGUAAUCCGCAUUAUCAUAAUGAUCCAGAACUCAAAGAAAUAAUUGAUAAAAUGAACGAGGAAGCAAUAAAAAAAUACCAAAAAACUCAUGAUCCAUAUAAACAAUUGAAAGAAGUAGUAGAAAAAAAUGGAGCAAAAUAUACAGGUGGUAAUGAUGCAGAACCUAUGUCAACGAUAGAAAAGGAAUUAUUGGAAACGUAUGAAGAAAUUUUUGGUAACGAAAGUGAUAUUAUGUUGAAAUCGGGUAUGAACCAAAAUGAUGAUGACAAAUCAUCAACAUGUGAAUGUACUGAUACUAAUAUUACAAAACUAGGAAAAACAAAAGGAAGAGAUAAAUAUUUAAAACACCUAAAACACAGAUGUAUAGGUGGAAUAUGUUCUUGCACAGUAGGUAGUGCACUCUUAACAAUGAUAGGUUUGGCAGUUGCAAAAGCUGCUGCCGUUGGUCCCUUCAAUUAUGUUGCUAGCAAUGGACUAACGUAUAGUACGUGCGCAUCCCAUAUUACUAUAUAUAACAUGUUUAAUUCUAUUACUCUAGGGGAAGCUGUUAAGGCAGGCGGUGGAAUCUGUGUAAGUGGUGCUGGUGAUUUAGUCGGAACUGCUGCAGCUUCUGCUAGUGCAAUUUUUGAACCUUGUGGUAUUGCAGCUUUGGUGCUACUUAUAUUAGCUGUUGUACUUAUAAUAUUAUACAUAUGGUUAUAUAGAAGAAGAAAAAAUUCAUGGAAACAUGAAUGUAAGAAACAUUUAAGUAAGUAA
This is a messenger RNA of Plasmodium falciparum 3D7, 915 nucleotides long. RefSeq names its product stevor. NCBI's taxonomy places the organism in Eukaryota, Apicomplexa, Aconoidasida, Haemosporida, Plasmodiidae. Bases 1 to 915 code for a protein of 304 amino acids. The record is from RefSeq and is a predicted model, not a curated record. The transcript is spliced from 2 exons.